This is a messenger RNA of Aegilops tauschii subsp. strangulata, 1478 nucleotides long. RefSeq names its product aquaporin PIP2-5. Gene Ontology annotation, cellular component: membrane. Lineage: Eukaryota; Viridiplantae; Streptophyta; Magnoliopsida; Poales; Poaceae. Gene Ontology annotation, molecular function: channel activity. Gene Ontology annotation, biological process: transmembrane transport. The record is from RefSeq and is a predicted model, not a curated record.
UAGUUAAUCGCAAAGGGAGCGCCCUGCGCCGGCCUUUCGCCGAGAGCCAGUAGCCGCCCGGCGCCUCGCCGCCAUAAAUACCAGCCCGUGCCCUCGUCGUCUCACACCACCACACAGAGCUUCAGCGCACUCGCACCUCGGGCACCACCACACACACCCACCCUAGCUUGUCGAUCGGCUGAGGAGGCGGCGAUGGCCAAGGACAUCGAGGCGGCUCCACCCGGCGGGGGGUACGCGGCCAAGGACUACUCCGACCCGCCGCCGGCGCCGCUCUUCGACGCCGAGGAGCUGACCAAGUGGUCACUCUACCGCGCGGUCAUCGCCGAGUUCGUGGCCACGCUGCUCUUCCUCUACAUCACCGUGGCCACCGUCAUCGGGUACAAGCACCAGGCGGACCCCGCCGGCCCCAACGCCGCCGACGCGGCCUGCAGCGGCGUCGGCAUCCUGGGCAUCGCCUGGGCGUUCGGCGGCAUGAUCUUCGUGCUCGUCUACUGCACCGCCGGUGUCUCGGGCGGACACAUCAACCCGGCGGUGACCUUCGGGCUGUUCCUGGCGCGCAAGGUGUCCCUGGUGCGCGCGCUGCUCUACAUCAUCGCGCAGUGCCUGGGCGCCAUCUGCGGCGUGGGGCUCGUCAAGGGGUUCCAGAGCGCCUUCUACGUGCGCUACGGCGGCGGCGCCAACGAGCUCAGCUCCGGCUUCUCCAAGGGCACCGGCCUCGCCGCGGAGAUCAUCGGCACCUUCGUGCUCGUCUACACCGUCUUCUCCGCCACCGACCCCAAGCGCAGCGCCCGUGACUCCCACGUCCCGGUGCUGGCUCCUCUGCCAAUCGGCUUCGCGGUGUUCAUGGUGCACCUGGCCACUAUCCCCAUCACCGGCACCGGCAUCAACCCGGCAAGGAGCUUGGGAGCUGCUGUGAUCUACAACAACGAGAAGGCCUGGGAUGACCACCAGUACACGCUGCCUAAUCUCGUCCUGCUCCCACUCCCACCUACCAUCCAACCACGCCAGAAACUUUGCUACCACUAAUGUACCUGAUGGAUCUUCUGGGUGGGGCCAUUCAUCGGCGCCGCCAUCGCCGCCUUGUACCACCAGUACGUACUGAGGGCCAGCGCCACCAAGUUCGGCUCGUCGGCCUCCUUCGGCAGUCGCUAGAUCGACGGCCGGCCGCCGUCUCGGUGAUGGUCGGAGGCACUGAACUGUAGAUAUAUCAGAGGACAGAGGGGCCUCCAGUGUGUGCUGCUGUUCGGGUCCUGGAUUCUGCUGGUCUUUGCACGCGUCUCUGUUUUCCUCAGCUCGCCGCCGCGUUUGCUGCUUGUUUUUCUCUACCGAUCGAGUGUGCGUCUGUCUUCGUUAGUGUUUGCUUCCAUUCCAUGUACUAUCUGUGAACGAUGAGGAUGAUGUACUGUCAAUCUGUCAUGUAUGCAUCCAGGUAAUUUGGGGGAAAUUUGAAAUGCAAUGUGUACGUACGAUUCGGGUUG